Messenger RNA from Heterobasidion irregulare TC 32-1, 1134 nucleotides. RefSeq lists its product as uncharacterized. The transcript has 5 exons. NCBI's taxonomy places the organism in Eukaryota, Fungi, Basidiomycota, Agaricomycetes, Russulales, Bondarzewiaceae. The record is from RefSeq and is a predicted model, not a curated record. The coding region runs from base 1 to 1134 and encodes 377 amino acids.
AUGUCUGAGGACUGGAGAAAACGGCUGGAUGUAGUCGUUGGGUUGGAGAAGGAGAAGAGGGUCCUUGUUUGGUGGCAGCCCUUCCUUCCGGCCGGUCGCACGGUCCCCUCCGGUAUUUGCCUCCGAUACGCGACCGUCGAGUCGCCUGUCAUCGUCGCCAAGCCCCCGCCCCCUCCACCAGUGCCCGAAAGCGUGGUGCAUUCUGCACUCGACAGCGUCGUGCUGAACACACUCGCCCACCAGCCGUCCGGCUCGCGCACGAGUCUCCCGCAGCUCGUUCAGCAGUACCUCGAGCGCUCUGGCCGCGUGCUCGACCAGCAAUUACCCUACGAGCCCCAGCCCUCCCAGCCGCGUCGCGUCAACUUUGACGCUAGCCAGUCUGAGGACAGAGGCGUCCAUUUGAUCGCGCACUGCGUACAGGAAGGCAAUCGACACAAAGUGACCCUUUCUUCUGGCUUUGCUUUGAACGCACCUGGAGACCACAUGAAUGAAUCUGUCAUUGUCACAUGUGCUCAUACACUUGAGGAGAUACGAUGGUCCCCUCUCCUAGUUUUACCUCCAGGCUCGCAACCCUUCUUGGCGCCCCCUGAUCUGCCCGGCGCCCGCUCCUCCGGCACUGUUGUCUUAUCUGGGACGCCCACGGGUCCAGCUCUUCACCCGGUCACUGCUGUGCUCUCCUCUUUACAUCGCUCCGACCUCCUUCUCCUGUCUAGGGCUGGGCCCUCCAUACCACCAUUACCAGUAUCCCCAUACCCUGCUAAGCCAGGGACAAUUGUUCGCGCACACUUUUUCAGCGAUGUGCGGCCGCAGGGCGAAGACGGGGAAGGGUGGGUGCCCUGGAUAGGUGGGUCGUGGGUCAAAUGGGUCAGAGGCACUGUCCUUGGCUACAGAGACUUUGCGGGACGGGAAGCGCAGCCAGGAACGUACGACAGCCUCUCACACAUGCUCUUCAAGCCCCCACCUACAGCGGGAUCGAGCGGCGGCCCUAUUGUUGACGAGGAAACGGGAGCAGUCGUCGGCGUCAUGCUUGGAACAAGGAUGGAUAAUAGGGUAGAGGGCGUUCGUGGCUGGGGCGUUCCGGCUGAAGCUAUCUUCGAGAUGUUCUCGCUCCCUGGUUUAAAUCUCAAGCGGUGA